ACAUUCCCCGAACAAAAAUCAAGUAUUUUCUCAUUGCGAUGUUCCCGCUUUGCCGGAUGAAUUGAGUCUUUAUUUGAAAGCACCUUUUAUGGAGUUAGAGGACAACCCAAUCGCAUAUUGGAACGAUAUGUCAAAUGUGUAUCCUGAUCUAGCAUUAAUAGCUGUAAAGUAUUUGAGCGUCGUUGCGACUUCUGUACCUUGCGAAAGGUUAUUUUCUAAAGCGGGCUAUAUUAUGGACGAGAAAAGAAAUCGAAUGAAAGGAUUAAAGCUCCACAAACAGCUGUUCCUGAAUCAAGUCAACAAAAGCCUAUGGCAAACAAAGGCUCGUAAAAAAUACCAAAGGAGCGUUGAUCGAUCGAAGUCUAAUAUGAAAACUGGAUGCCCUGAAGGAAUAGAUUUCAACGGACAGAAUACUUAUGUUGCAUUACAAAGCAGUAUUAUUAAUAGUGCAUAAGAAAUAUACUAAUUAUUUUCCGAAAAUUUAAUAUGCGUUUAUGUUAAUGUCGUUCAGAGAUGAAAAUAUGGUUUAUAAUUGUAGAGUGCCAGUUGAAAUAAUAGAUUCUAAACCCCUUUUAACUCGACUAAAAAACUUUUGCUACAAUAUUCCACAAUUGUAAUAAUGACCAGCUCCGAAAGAAACUUCCACUUUUUAAAAAUAAUAAUAAAAAAUCUUAGACAGUGUCAUAUUUUCUGCCGUUCAGGUGUUUUUUUAAAAUUUUGUACCCGUUUUUACAAAUAAAAAUGGAUUGAAAAUUAUCAAAUCUGAAAAAAAUCUAUCUUUAAUAGCUUACACCUUACAUUAUUACAUUAAAUUAAUUGAAUAACUAAA
Molecule: messenger RNA, 829 nt
Organism: Belonocnema kinseyi
Lineage: Eukaryota; Metazoa; Arthropoda; Insecta; Hymenoptera; Cynipidae
Exons: 3
Coding region: 89-454 (121 amino acids)
Biological process (GO): regulation of transcription by RNA polymerase II
Cellular component (GO): nucleus
Molecular function (GO): protein dimerization activity
Source: RefSeq, a predicted model, not a curated record